Messenger RNA from Marchantia polymorpha subsp. ruderalis, 5680 nucleotides. The record is from the annotation of a GenBank genome assembly. Lineage: Eukaryota; Viridiplantae; Streptophyta; Marchantiopsida; Marchantiales; Marchantiaceae.
CGGGAGUUGCGCGAAUUGUAUUUUUAAGGGAGUCUGAAACGCUUGUAGGUUAGAUUGCAAGUCCCAUCCAUGAGUCUAUUUGUGGAGAUUUCUCGGACGUAGAUAGCAGUUGACACCAGACUUGCCAUAGCGCUCCUCGAGCAUGCAGGUGAGUUCUGUACCUCGAUGUGAAGGUUCAGAGCUUCGACUGAAGCUGAAUUGGACACAUUUCGUCACCUGUCGAGCACUGGAAUCCUCUCCGGAUGUGUCUCAAUCCACGGACAUAGCUGAGACCAGAUUACAGGAGGAGGGCCCAGGGAUAGACACAUAUUGAGCGAAAUGAGGAGAAGUAGCGGAUCUCAAUCGCUGAAUCUGUUGCCACCCUCACUGUCAGAAGGUUGUGAUCGAGACAUCGAGGUCGUGUCGUCUCUGCGCCCAUGUUUCGACAGUAACGCAGACGCCAAGCCGUACCAUAUCGAGGGAGAUCACGAUCCGCUGCUGGAAUCUCAGCCGCGCAAUGAAGUCGAGGUAGAACGGUAUUCGGGCGAGGAAGAUCACAAUCCGCUGCUGGAUUUUCAUCAGCGGAACCACGAGAUUGGGAGUCUCCUGCUCCAUGAGUGCAGAGAGCAACAGACCGAGGAGCAUGGGAGUCCGAUGCUGCUCUGUGCGGAGGGGAGUGAGGUCCAACCAUUUCCUCAGGGAUUUGAAGAAAUGCAAAUCGACGACAAGGAAGAGGAGCGGGAGCAGACUAGGUUACAGCAUACGCAGCUCGAUGGAGAUGGUGAUCUGAGAGAACUGUCAGCUCCGCAUGAUUUCGAGGGGACGGCGAGCCGGAUGCAGCUGGAGACCUUCCACCAGCCUUCCUAUGGUAGUGGGGAUGGAUCCCACGGAGAGGAGGCCCUUCAGCUUGUGUAUUAUGAGAAUGGACACGAGUCUCAGAGUGUCAUGGAAUAUGCUCACCUGCAGGAGCAAGAAUUGGCAUUGCACCAAUAUGCCAUCGCGAACCAAGGUCGAGCUAAUCAUUCUACGUGCGAGAUUGAGAAUGAAGAUGACACACUACAUGAACAUCUUCCAGAACACUGGACUGGAUCUAGUUUGCACUCGACUGUGGCUGAGACGAAGGGAGCAGAGUACGGUUCUGAAAAUGGGAUGUUGUUUAAUCACCUGCAUGAUCAACAGAUGGCACUGCAGCAAUAUGCCAUCCAGAAUCCAAACGAUGUGAUUCUUCAGACUCGUGAGGAUGAGAAUGAAGGUCACAGAUUACAUGGAAGUAUCCGCGAACACUUUACUGGAUCGAGAAUGCAUUCAGAAUUCAAUGUGCCGGCGGAGAGGAAAGGAAAUUUCAGUGAGCGUCAGGGACUUUCCACUCAGGUGAUGCAAAUUGAUGAUCAAAGGGAAUCAGAUCUCACUGGCGGGGAUACCCAAGGCCUGCAGGAUAUGGGAGGAUGGAUGGAUACGAAGGCCUAUCCCUGUGAUGAGCAGUACCAUGUAAGCAUAGGAACAGGUUUCGUGGGAGAUGUGCAUGGCCAGGCUGAGACUAGCUCUCUUUCAGCGAUCGAACGAGAGGUUUCUUUUUCUGCACAAUUGGCGGAAGAUGUUGUCAUGAGCUCAGAAGAGGCACAGGCACAUCAAGGAGUUUGGAAGUCUCUUCCUCCCAGAUUUAAUCAAUUCGGUUCUUGGAUGCCAGAGAGGGGAAUCUCCAGACAAUUUACUACAGCACCACAGUCAAAUGCCUCAUCCUACACUGGUGGAUCGUCUCCAGUAACAGGGCUUGUGACACCAAGAUCAAUUGCAAGUCCCACAAGGAUUCCGCAAAUGGACGUCAAUCAAGCUUCCUCACAACUGAUAAUGGGAUCUACAAUGGCGUCUCAAUGGAUGGGUGUUUCUUCUUAUACUCCUAACGACUUUGACUAUGGGGUGUCUCAGAUGAAGCUUACCCAGUCUUCAAUCGAACAUGCGGAAUGUGGAAUGAGUACUCUAAGGAGCCCUUCAGAACUUCCAGUCAGUGUAAAUUCAGCUGUAGAUUUCAGCAACCAAUCUCAAAGUACCCAGAUGCCAAUUGACUUGAAAGCAAUGCAAACAUUUUGCGCAGGCAACAGAUUCGAAGAUUUUGUACCCAUACAGGAAGGUGCGAAGGUGGGUAAUAUGUAUCUACCAUCAUUUCAUUCACCAGCCAUAGUUCCUCAUCUGAAUGUCCAGUCACCGUCAAUUGCAGAGUUAGCUCCAGUACCUUUUACCCAUGCUCACUUACUAUCUUCUGCACCCAUGAAUGAUGUGCCUCGGUAUUCCAACUUAGAACAUCCAAACCAAUUCCAGGACAUAGGUCAGCUUGCAGAUAACCAUUCCUUGCAGGAUUCGAAUUCUGUUCCAACCUUAUUGCAAAAUAUCAGUGCAGAAACAAUUCAAGCAGCAGCCUUGGGCUUAAAUUGGCCUAGAGGGUCUCCAGUGAUUCAGAAUGCAAGCGAUCAAUUCAACUCUUAUUCCCUGCUUCAAGGCUCCGAAACUGUUGGACCUGUUUGGAAUUCUUUACCAGUGAUGUCAAUAGAUAAUUCCACGGUUUCUCCAGCUGAACCAACUUGGAACGCGACAUAUCCCCAUGGAGCUCAUGUGAAUCAGGAUCAGGUGCAGUUUCCGCAAACUUUGUCAGUGGAUCAGGCAGAAAGUUAUGCUAGAUCUGCUCUUGCUUAUGGUCAAGAAGCAAUCGGAAUUAGGGAUCUAGGUAGCCAUGAUCAUAAAAGCACAAACAAAGAGCUACCAAGAGCAGCGACUGGAAAUAUUCAAAGCGUUGCGGAACAGCUUGGAGAGCAAGAGUCAUUCCAACACACUGGAAUGGGGAGUGUAUCCGCCAACGACAGCCAUAUGGUGCAGGGAGACCAUGUGCAGCAAGUGGAGGCAGGAGCAUGGGGAAUCAUGCCCAGUGAGAAUGAUGGUGUGGUCAGAAGUGAGGAGGUCAAUCAGCUUGGCAGCGGUGUAUAUGUUAACCAAGAGGAAAUGUGUUUGGAUGGAUACCAAAACCAUUGUGGGGAUUUGCAGAUACAGGAAUUGACUGGCCUGUCAGCAGAUGAAAUGAAUUAUCUGGGGUACUGUGAGAGUCAGAUUGAGAGCGUAAGAAACCAGGCAGGAGACAUGCUCAUGACUAAUCCGGUGGAUGGAAAGCAGCCUGAAUUAUCACAAUCCGGGGAAGGACAGCCAGGAAAAGGGGCUCCAGAGCCUCAGGUCUUAUCUCAGGAGAUGGAAAGGUUGUUAUCUGACAGAGAUCGAUUGUCAACGAAGCUCCUUUUCUGGAAGAGGGCCAGAUUCAGGGCUAGACUCAUUACCCAUCCAUUAUUUCCUCAACUCCUCAAGGCACAUGUAGACUGCAUCCGUGUGAUGACUCCAGCAUCCAAGAUACGUGACAUCAAUCUGCAGCUGGUUCAGGCUCAAAAGUUUUUCGAAUUUUUCCUCCCGUUUGCGCCCAAAUGCCCCCAGCCUGAUGAUUUUGAAUUCGACUACUUCCUGGAAAAUUUCCUGGUUCGGAUGAAACAUUUCCAAUCGAAAUUGGAGAUGCAGCUCAAGGUUCACACCACUUUGGCUUACAGCAAAUUAUGGCGCAUCGAGCGGGUACUCGUCGACAUGACAGGUCAGCGCAUUCCCAGUCGGUUGGAUGAUGGGCCUCUUAUGUCUGACAACCCAGACAAUAAAAUUGGACUUCGGAAGGCUGUUGAAAGAGAUGUUGCAAGUGCUGUAGAAGAACGCUUGCGCGAGGAUAAUGGCAGUUCUAGCACUGACGAUGACGAUCUCAGUGACUCAGACCUCGAUACUGAUAUCCAGAACGCCGAUGACCCUGAUCUCCCAUGUGCAGACAAUCCAAGUGAACAGUAUAGCGAUGAUGCUAAUGUCGAGUUUAUGGAUGAUCCUAGUCUCCAGAAUGCCGGUGGUGCUAAUGUCCAGUAUGAGGAUGAUCCUCGCCUCCAAAACGCCGGUGGUGCUAUUUUCCAGUAUGGGAAUGAUCCUAGUUUCCAAAGUGCCGGUGUUCCUGAUGGCCAGUAUGAGCAUGAUCCUAGUCUCCAGAAUGCAGGUGGUCCUGAUGUCCAGCAUGGGGAUGAUCCUAGUCUCCAGAAUGCCGGUGGUUCUGAUGUCCAGUAUGACCAUGAUCCUAGUCUCCAGAAUGCCGGUGGUGGUAUUAUCCAGUACGGGGGUGAUCCUAGUCUCCAGAAUGCCGGUGGUGCUGAUGUCCAGUAUGACCAUGAUCAUAGUCUACAAAAUGCCAGUGGUGCUAUUGUCCAGUAUGGGGGUGAUCCUAGUCUCCAGAAUGCUGGUGGUCCUGAUGUCCAGUAUGAGCAUGAUCCUAGUCUCCAGAAUUCCGGUGGUGCUAUUAUCCAGUAUGGGGAUCGUACUAGUCUCGAGAAUACUGGUGGUGCUAAUGUCCAAUAUGUGGAUUUUUCCAGUCUCCAGUGUGCUGCUGGUGCCAGUUUCCAGUAUGGGGAUUAUCCUAGUCUCCAGAAUGCCGGUGGUGCUAAUUUUCAAUGCGUGGAUGAUCCUAGUCUCCAGUAUGCUGGUGGUGCUAACGUCCAGUAUACUGAUAAUCCGAAUAUCCAGUAUACCGGUGAUCCGAAUGUGCAGUUUGUUGAUGAUGCGAAUCUCCAAUAUGGCGGUGAUUCUAGCGUCCAGUACACUGGAAAUCCGAAUUUCCAGUAUACCGGUGAUCCGAAUGUACAGUUUGUAGACGAUCAUACUUUCCAGUUUGGAGGUGAUUUUAAUCUCCAGUUCGCUGAUGAUCAGAAUCUCCAGUAUACAGGUGAUCCGAAUCUACCGUUUGCUGAUGACCCGAACGAACAGUAUGGGGAUGAUCCUAAUGUCCAGUAUGUCGAUGAUCCUGAUGUCCAGUCUGCUGAUGACCCAAAUUCUCAGUGUGCUGAUGAUGCUGAUGAUGUUGAGCAUGCUGGUGAUCCGGAUGUCCAGAGCGCAAUGGACUCGGACUAUUUUGGAACUACUGUUCCAGAUCGUGCUGUCAUGGAGAGCAUCAGGCGAGAGUUGAUUGCAUCACUUGGUUUUGAAAAGUACAAGAAGAAGAUCAAAGAAGUGAGAGAUGAGAUUUUGAGAAAACGAAGAGCGGGCAAAUUGCCAGACGGAACCACACAAAUACUCAAGGCGUGGUGGGAUGCUCAUUCAAAGUGGCCUUAUCCAACGGAAGAUGAGAAAGAAGUUCUUCUCAAAACGACGGGAUUGGAACUGAAACAAAUCAACAACUGGUUCAUAAAUCAAAGGAAAAGAAAUUGGCACAACAAUCCACUGUCAUCGAGCAAUAAGGAGAAGCGGAAAGUAACUGUGACAGAUGUGAUGCAAGAGUAGAUAACCAUCCAGUCACACUAACAGUUAGUGUGAAGUUAGAAGUUAGUGACUAACUUCUAAUUUCCUGUGCCUAGUUGUAAGUUUGUUUUAGUAUAUCUGCCCUCCAGUAAUCAUAAUUUCCAUUGCUAGUGGUAGUGUGGUGGGCAAUUUGUACAUAUAUUGGUCCAUAGAGUAUGUAUUUGUCUAAUCAAGUUUUCGGGGUGGAGUUGCGUGGCCAUCUUCACACAACUAUUCGUUUCAGCAUUUCUUCUUUAUAACUGCUUGUAGUUCUAUGAAAAGAACUACAGUACCUUCUAAGAUGCAUCUCUAUUUAUCUGAUCAUGCAUCGAAUUUUAAUAACUAGUAACAGCUGCCUCAAAUCUCAUCUAGU